CUGAACCACCCAAUUAAAAAAGCAGUUGGGGUUGGGGCUUUUCAAUUUCCAAUUUCAAACCCUUCCUUCUUCUUCUACACUGGUGGUUCUUUUUUUGCACCACCACAGGCACCACCGCCAAUUUCAUUUGCUGUUUCGAAACCAACCCAUAAUCACAAUGUCAACCAAAUCUGUAAAACCCACAAAACCCCCAGUAACACCAUCUCCACCUUCUUCAAGAUCAUCUUCACUAUCUGCUCAUCUCGCCAUGGUUGAACUCAGACAAAGAAUCUUGACAUCACUCUCCAGACUCUCGGACCGAGACACCCACCAGAUCGCCGUCGAAGACCUCGAAACCAUCAUUCAAAUCCUCUCACCUGACGGCAUAUCAAUGAUCCUCAACUCCCUCUACGACGCCACCAACGACACCACCACCAACAAACCCGCCGUAAAGAAAGAAGCAAUCAGACUCCUUUCCUUCCUCUGCGCCACCCACACCGAAUCAGCUGCCAGCCAUUUGACAAAAAUUAUAGCCCACAUUGUCAAGAGGCUUAAAGAUUCCGAUUCCGGUGUUAAAGAUUCGUGUCGUGAAUCAAUUGGACAUCUUUCUUUUCUGUAUUUGAAGGGUGAGAGAGGUGAUAAUAAUAUGGGGUCUGUGGUUUCGUUGUUUGUGAAGCCUUUGUUUGAAGCUAUGAAUGAACAGAACAAAGCUGUACAAGCUGGUGCAGCAUCGUGUAUGGCUAAGAUGGUGGAAAUGGCUUGUGAUCCACCGGUCUUGACUUUUCAAAAGCUUUGUAGUAGGAUCUGCAAGUUCCUUAAUAGUCCUAAUUUCUUGGCAAAUUCUGCCCUUUUGCCUGUGGUUUCAAGGCUUUCUCAGGUUGGUGCUAUUUCUCCACAAGCUUUGGAGCCACUGCUUCAAAGCAUUCAUGAAUGUCUUAGUAGCUCUGACUGGUCAACUCGAAAGGCAGCUGCUGACACUUUAAUUGUAUUGGCUUUGCAUUCAAGUAACUUGAUUAAAGAAAAACCAACUUCUACGAUAACAAUACUUGAAGCAAUCCGCUUUGAUAAGAUAAAACCUGUUAGAGAUAGCAUAACGGAAGCACUGCAACUAUGGAAUCAAAUUGCAGAAAGCUGUGAAGAUCAAAAAACACCUGGUCAUGGUGAAGAUUCUCAAGUACAAUCCAAGUCGUCAAGAAAGGAGCUUCCAAAAUUGGAUGCUAAAACAACAGAGACCCCACCAAAGAAUGGUGAAACAAAAUCUCAAAAUGUAUCCGAAAAGACAACUGGGACAAAAAAGAAGCCACCUCCUUUAAGUGAUAAGGAACUGAACCCUGAGUUCUUUCAAAGACUUGAAACUAGGGUUUCAGGUGAAGUCGAAGUCGUUCUCCCCCGUAGACUCCUCAAAUCUUCAAAUACACAAAACGAAGAGGAACCAGACAUCAAUGCAGAGUCAAAGUCAAAAGAGGAACCGGUCAACUUGCAAAAACAAGGUGGUGAUCCGUCUUCUAGAAAGCGAGAAUUAGAGAGUAAAGGAAAUUUGUUGGGCAUCCAAAGACAGUUACUUCAACUGGAGAGACAACAAGCUUAUAUCAUGAACAUGUUGCAGGAUUUCAAAGGUGGAUCACAUGAUGGUAUGGUGACUUUAGAGAACAGAGUGUGGGGCCUAGAGAGAGUUGUUGAAGACAUGUCACGCAGUUUAUCAUCAGUGUCAAUGUAUAGUCAAAGAGGCAGUAGUAGUAAUCAUAUGGUAGGAAAGUACAAUCACAAUGGGUUCUCUGAAUACCCUAACAUGGGUUCAAGUAUGAGUGGUAGGGGAUAUAAUUAUAAACAUAUGCAAAUAGGGUUAAGAAAAGGGGUGGAUAGGGAUAAUAGGUUGCCUAAAGGGGCUGGACCUGGUCCUUCAGCAAGAGGCGUUUGGCAAGCUUCAAAAGAUGAAGCCACUUUGGAAGCAAUUAGAGGGGUUGCAACUGCACCUGAUCAUGAGAAAAAGAAUGCUGUUUUGAAUGCUUGGAGAAAUGCAAUGGAUGGAGUUUGUGAAGGUGACAUGGAUGUGGCGUUUGGUGAGGUUUUGUCUACUGGUGAUGAUCUUUUGCUUGUGAAGCUAAUGGACAAGACGGGGCCCGUGGUUGACCAGCUGUCAGGUGAUGUGGCAAGUGAAGUUUUGCAUGCGGUUGCUCAAUUCCUUUUGGAACCUACCUUGUUUGACAUCUGUUUGUCGUGGAUUCAACAGAUGCUGGAUACAAUUGUAGAGAAUGGAAAUGAUGUGAUAGGAAUUCGUAUGGAAGUGAAAAGGGAGAUUUUGGUGAAUUUGAAUGAAGCUUCGACAACUAUUGACCCUCCACAGGACUGGGAAGGUCUCUUGGUUGUUUACAUCGGAAUAUAG
Molecule: messenger RNA, 2362 nt
Organism: Lactuca virosa
Lineage: Eukaryota; Viridiplantae; Streptophyta; Magnoliopsida; Asterales; Asteraceae
Source: the annotation of a GenBank genome assembly